This is a messenger RNA of Carassius auratus (goldfish), 4441 nucleotides long. RefSeq names its product E3 ubiquitin-protein ligase MSL2-like. Gene Ontology annotation, biological process: protein ubiquitination. Gene Ontology annotation, molecular function: ubiquitin protein ligase activity. The transcript is spliced from 2 exons. Gene Ontology annotation, cellular component: MSL complex. The record is from RefSeq and is a predicted model, not a curated record. NCBI's taxonomy places the organism in Eukaryota, Metazoa, Chordata, Actinopteri, Cypriniformes, Cyprinidae. Bases 1088 to 2887 code for a protein of 599 amino acids.
UCUUCUCGCGAGUUAAACAACAACCUCCCAAGCCGGGAAAAGUAACGCGAGACUUUCCCGGAAGCUUCUCUCUCCGCAGCCGUUCUUCCUUUGUUCUCGCGAGAGGUGGACAGCAGCGCCCCCUCCUUGUUCUAAUGCGGAGAGGAAGGGAGGGGAGAAGCCUUUUCAAAUACACAUACAUUUCAAUAUCGCUACUGAAUAUAUAUCCAUACGUCUUUUUUUCUCCAAAGAAUAAUUUGUGCACAUGGUGUGGAUAUUAAAUUCGCGUAUUUAUCAGGCGUAACACGUACGACUCACCAAAGCGAAAGAAAAACGGCAGGAUAAAUCCUAAAAAGAAGCGAAGCGGCCUGUUUUUGUUCCUGAGGCGCAGCUAACUCACGGAGCUUUGUUACACCCGAGCUGAAAUUACUUCGCCAGCAUGCACGGUGAAUAUCUGGUAGCCUAACCCACUGGAAGAUUUGAUGCACAAAAGCGGCCUGUUUUCUGUAUUUGCAGCGGCGGCGGCGCUAUGAAGAGCGGCGGACAAUAACAGAGUGACGGUGCUUGUGUGCUGCUGCUGCUGCUAUGAUGAUCUGAGGCUGAUCGCGUAUAUGCACGACAAGAAUAAUAAACACCUAUGGAAUAGUGCUGCAAAUAAGGACUGCGUUCAUACAAGACAAGACGAGGAGUUCGUUUGUGCUCUGUUUGAAUUUGGUAGUAAUUGGAGGCCCGGUGGGGUGAAGAGCGCCACCAGUGUGUUGUUGAAUAUAAAAAAAGAAUGCAAGCAAUAGUGCAAAUGCAUCACUGAAUGUGUUUUCAAACGGAUCACCGUGGAUGUGCUUUCAUCCGAUGACGACGAUGAUGGUCUGGCCGUAUUUCGUGCCGUGGAAGAGGGGCAAACGUUAAGAUGGAGUGGUUUUAAUGCAUACGAUGUAAAGACAAGCAUAUCUGCUGAAAUCUCCCUUGCAUUUCACACUCGACGGAUUUUCACGCUCAGGUUCAUCGACAUUGAUGAUACGUGGGCUGCCGGCGGGACUGAAGCCUUGUACUGUCGCUCCUUCUCUUUUUUUUCCUCCCCGAACUGGAUCUCUAGCUCGACACUGCUGAGAUGAACCCGGUGAAUGCGACCACUCUCUACGUGUCAGCUUGUCGGUCGGUGCUGCAGUGCGAUCCCAGGGACCCCCAGGCUUUGGCGGAAAUCUAUAAGCUCUUGCCUUUUUUCAGACAGUCUCUCGCCUGCCUUGUGUGUGGCAAUUUGCUACAAGAUCCAAUCGCCCCUACCAACUCAUCGUGCCAGCACUAUGUCUGUAAAUCAUGUAAAGGUAAAAAGAUGAUGAUGAAACCCUCGUGCAGCUGGUGUAAAGACUAUGAGCAGUUUGAAGAGAAUAAGCAGCUCUGCAUCUUGGUGGACUGCUACAGAAAACUCUGCGAGUACAUCGCAGACUCUCCUCUCGCCCAACACAUUUCAAGUACUGUGGGAGGGUCCCCAGACAUCUUGGCUCUCUUGAAUGAGGGUCUCUCAUUGGACAACAGACUGGGGGAGGAGUCACUCUCCCUGAGCUUGACAAACAAGUCCCCUACACCCUCAACCUCAGAAACGCUUCACAGUGAGGGACAGUCCCCAUCGACAGAAAUCAAGCAGCAAGACCUCAGUCCUCUAGGGGUGAAUGGUCUCCAGGACUGCAAUGGCUUGACCAACGUGGAGGAGUUGACUGCCAGUUUACCUUCACUAGAGGCCAGUGUUCCAGACGCGGAAAGCGGGGGCGAUGCAGUGAAACAAGAGAGUUUCACAAAUGAGAUCCCUGUGUGCGAGGCAGUGGCAGCUGCUGGCGAGGACCUUUGCACCAGCACCAUGGACAUUUGUGGCUUUGGCGAGGAUAUUAAACAUGAUGGCGGGACUCUCCUCUUGAGUGUAGAGGAAGUGCUCAGGACUCUAGAACCAGACCACGUCGCCCAGGAUGAGUGCCCUGCGAUAUUGCAGUCGACUCUCGAACCUUCGGCGAACAUGAAAGGACCAUUUGUAUCGAUCGACUCUGCUCGGCAGCUUUCCUCUCUCCCGCAACACUCGCAGGAGGUUCUUUUGCCCCAGCACCCAAUCUCCCAAAAGAAUCCACAACAUUUGGGAAUAUCCUGUUCCGCGGUGACGCCCAGAAUGCCACGGUCCAACCGGAAGCGGUCGCGGUCGGAAAGCGACAGCGAGAAGAUUCAACCCGUACCCAUUUCCACUUUCGUCUGCGGCCCAACGUUGGGCGCUUCCACCCCCGUUCCAGUCAAGUGCGAACCUAAAUCUCCCACUCAGACUAUCCCUCACAUGGCGGCGGUGCCCAACGGUGGUGGCCUUUCUAAAGUGGGCAAGGCGUUACUGGUGCCUGCGAAAACUGUCAAAAAGACCAUUGACAACCAUGGACCCAAAAAGGCAUACACUAAGUCCAAACAGGGCACUCCAAAGUCGAAGGAAAAGACGAAAGAACGGAUUCUGACUAACACCCUCAUUCCCGGGAGCCCCACGAAAGUGGUGUACAAAAAGGCGCAGGAGAAAAAGGGCUGCAAGUGCGGCAGAGCAACUCAAAACCCAAGUGUUCUUACAUGCCGUGGACAGCGAUGCCCCUGUUACUCCAACCGCAAAGCCUGUCUGGACUGCAUAUGCAGGGGUUGCCAGAACUCCUACAUGGCCAAUGGCGAAAAGAAGCUGGAGGCCUUCGCGGUGCCAGAGAAGGCGCUCGAGCAGACAAGACUCACUCUAGGCAUCAACGUCACCAGCAUCGCAGUGCGGAACGCCACCGGUAGCGGAGCCGGCGGGAUGCUUAACGUCUCCACGGCGGCUGGCUCACCUGUGGCCUCCUUCUUGGCUACGGGGCCACACGAAGACAAAGGAUUCGAUGAACCAUUGGACAUGAGGUUUGACUGAGUACCAGAUGAUUCUCCUUUAACAUCACCCUGUAUUCCAAACCGGCUUGCUUUCAGUGUGAUGGCACUGUACCGAGGGGCUGAUGCCAGCAGAGUCCGCGAUAAGGCAGCUACUGUGAUCCUGUUCCAGUUCACACGAUCAAUUAAACUAGUUAUUGCUGAAGCUUCGUGCCUUUAAAUCAUUUGUACUAUUCGUUUUGGUUUUCUUGCACACCUUUAGGAGGAGAUACUGUAAGUCGAGAGUAUCUUUUGGGAAAGGUCCUCUUUUUUUUUUUUUUUACAUUCAAGUACAAGUGAUCUAUAAGGCAUGGUCUUUGGCAAGAUAUACCUGACCUCAUUGUUGUGGGUCACGCUAUGUGCAUAUGUGGAAGAUUUUCAAUUGUAGGUUAGGGGAUGAGACAUGUUAAAUGAGUGGUACCCUACAGCAUCAGUAGAGACUGGUAUUUAUAAACCGUUUUUGUACACAGACUUAAGGAAUUCGAUUUAAAAAGUACAUUUUAUGAUAUAUUUUGUAAGUUGCAUUAACAACAUUUGCAGUAUUUAUUGGGUAUCACUUAACAUAGAUUACGGUCCACCCAGGGCAUCAGCUGGAUACCAUUUCUACAGAUGCAAUUCACACAGAUGCAGUAUGUACGGUUUUCUGUCUAAAUUAUGUUGUUGUCCUGAUUGUGCUAGUUUUUGCUGUCUCAAACUGUUUUUUUUUUCCUUGGGGCAUUUAAAUACCUGUAAUAUAAAUGUAACAUAUUUCCACAAAAAAAGACAAAUCCUAACAUGACUCUUGUCUUUCAUUUCAAAAAUCGCUUUAUCUUAGAAGUUGCAUUGUUUGUUCGGUUUUUUUUUUUCUGAAGGUGAUUUUAUAAACCUUUUUGACAAGUUUAGAAAGGUUGUUUAAAUGAUUAAUGUAUUAAUUAGUGUGACUGUAUAUCCAGACUUGAAUGCAAAUGGAAUAAGCUAAACACAGCCGCACAGACAUGUGAUGUUAAACAAUGGGUGCUGCAAAUAAUUACAAGAGUGUAUUACAAUUACAACAAGACAUUGCAAUGAAACAUAUGUUGUCCAUAUGUGAGUGCAUAACUUGUAUGGCUGUACAUGAGUGAACUGUACGUGUCCAAUGUGUUUUUUCUUGGCUAAAUCAACCAGAAGUAACAUGAAGGUGGGUAUAGCUUGUGGAGGUGGCUUUUUUUACAGGGCUAACAUAAUUUAUAAGCAUGCGAUUUUAAUGAGGUAUUUCAUUAAUAUUCCAGCUCAGGAUAAAUAUAGCAUAGGUAGGCACUAUUGGGAACGUGGGAAAAUCCAUAUAUAUUGCGUUUGUUUUCAAUUGGAGCAUCUUUGUCUACAGUAACCAUAUAUACUGCACCUAAAACAUCAGAUGUUAAAAAUAUAACUAUUAAUUGGUCAAGUUCCAAAGAACACUAGAUGGUUAGCUGGAGUCAUAAUCCAUAGGGUGCAGUAAUGUUCUGGACUUUUGCCCAGAAUUGUAUUUUCAGCAUUUACCACAAGUGGGCAGAUUACAGACAAAAAUAAUUUGCUAUUUUGCUAUGCACCUCAGCAAUUU